AGCAGUCUCCAACUCAACAACAUUCUUACGAUAUUGACGAACGCCCAAACCAAACGACUUCACGAGGCUGUACGAAGUAGAAACAAUCACCGAAUACUCAGAAACCUACGGGCUCGAAAUCUACGCCAUGCGUUUCACUUCCGCUAUACUCGCUGUCCUCUCUGUUGGCCUUGUCCCGGCAUCGGCCAGGUCCGUCCUCGUUGAGAGGGACCAGAGCAUCAUUACUGGCGAUGAUCGGAAGAUUCCUGGCGACUCACCACUCGAGCUGUGCGAUAAGGACCACGGGAAGGAUAUCGUUCACAUCAAGAAGGUCGACCUCUCGCCCAACCCUCCCAAAGCUGGCGAGGACCUUAUAAUCACAGCCAGCGGAACAGUUGACGAAGAUAUUGAGGAAGGAGCCUACGUUCUGCUUCAGGUCAAGUACGGCCUCAUUCGCCUUAUCAGCACCAAGGCGGACUUCUGUGAGCAGGUUGGCGAGGUCGACCUGGAGUGCCCCAUCAAGAAGGGCGACCUGGCCCUCACAAAGACUGUCAAGCUGCCUGCUGAGAUUCCUCCUGGAAAGUACACUGUCUUCGCCGAUCUUUACACCAAGGAUGACGAGCCCAUUACUUGCUUGACGGCCUCCGUUGCCUUCUCUCGUGGAAGCCUCCUUGGAUUUGAGCUGUGAGGGUCGACUGGCAAUGAUUCGAGCUCGGAUUCGAGUGAUUAGUUGGCUGAGCGGGGCAGCACAUGUUGUAAACCUCUUUUGCACAUAAAUCAGGUCGCGAACGUCGUUUUGUCGUUUUUUGUAGCAUUGACGAAGUCCGAGCACGGGCACUCUUAACGUAGCAAAGCUGGCGCUCUUAGGCAUUCAUAGGAUAGGUAAAUUGUACUUGGCAUCAACAGCCACUGCUCA
This is a messenger RNA of Verticillium alfalfae VaMs.102, 895 nucleotides long. Its product is annotated as phosphatidylglycerol/phosphatidylinositol transfer protein. Bases 128 to 667 code for a protein of 179 amino acids. Gene Ontology annotation, biological process: intracellular sterol transport. Gene Ontology annotation, molecular function: sterol binding. The record is from RefSeq and is a predicted model, not a curated record. Lineage: Eukaryota; Fungi; Ascomycota; Sordariomycetes; Glomerellales; Plectosphaerellaceae. The transcript is spliced from 3 exons.